GUAGAGAGAGCGAGAUCGCGAAGCGAGGGCGGAGCAGUUUGGAGAGAGCGCUUGUCCGCGCCGUCGAUCAGGCGCCACUGUGCCGCGGCUGUGCGUAAAGGCGCAUCAAGCACACUCUUGGUUUUCUACUCUUUCACGAGAGAACCCCAGGCGUCCUCUCCAAUGGAGCUGCUGCUUUUGCUGUGGGCCCCGCUGGUGGGCCUCUGGUGCGGGCUGUGCGUGGCGUCGGGAGAGCGGCACACCGUCUUUUGGAACAGCACCAACCCCAAGUGAGUUUUGGGGGAGCGUGGAGGGGAGAACCAAGCCCUCGUAGCCAGGGGCUGGAGAGUUAUCAUCGUCACCAAUGCCCAGCCAGAAUUUACUUUUUGCGCGUGUAUAAAAGGGAUGACCCUUUAUUUUGGCGUCGCUCCCGCCCCACCCUGUGAUAAUGGGGUUGUGUUGGAGGGGUGGCAUUUGGAGAUCCCCGCCUUCUAACCAGGCACCCAGGGGACGCUUAGGGGUCCGGUUUCAGGGGGUGUUCCACUGGAGGCGCCUUGCAGGCGGGGAGCGCGGCCAACCUUGGCCAGUGAUCGCCCCGUUGUUGAAAAAUCUUCCGUGUAUUGAAUAGGUGUGCGUGUCUUUUUUGCGGGCAGAGGCUUCUUGAAGGAGGGUGCGGACGUUCAGGGAAAGAAUGAGUUUCGCCUAGAAACCCCUUCGGUUAGAUGUUAGCCAUGGAGGGGUCGUUUUCCCUAGAAGUUGGAAUACAUCUGGGGAAGGGCCGUGGAGAUUCUGAGGGGUGGGGAUACAGUUGGAGGGAAAUAGGACUCUGCUUCCAUCCCGCUGAUGGUUUGGUGGUUUUUGGCACCCUCCUACCUUCCAGCCUCGGUCUUUGCCCCUGUUAAGGGAAAAGGGGCAGCUGGCCCUUUAAAUCUGGCGUGAAAGCUCUGCAGAUGAAAGUUUUCCCUUUCUUUUCUCCCUUGUUCCCCCACCCCACCCCGCCUCUUUGCCUUAGCUCGCCCCCUCCUGUUCCUGCGCCUGCAUUUUGGGCGAGGGCCACCCAGGGCAGCCCACCUCUGGCAGCCUGGCACAGAUUUCCUUUGCCAGCCCCCAAGCCUCACGUUUCAGGUUGCCUCUGCUGCUACUCUUUCUUUGAAGGAGGCAGGUUUAGCUUUGCAAAAUAGGGAUGAGGGGUGGGUUCCUGGACCUUUGGAAGGAGGAGGAGCUGGUUGGGCAUAAAAGCUGGAAUUCGUAAACAUCCACACGGUAGGCCUGCGCUUGGCACCCGGCCCGUACCUAGGCACCGUGACAGAGGCAUGAAUCAGGUCUUUGCUGGGAAAGAUAGGGCAGUGCGGACGGAAAGGACCCUUUGCUUUCCGAGGUGGGGAGAGGGACGCCUUCUUCACCCCCUUUGCCCCUUGGGGUUCCCGGGUCCGGUUUAGAGCAUUUUUGAGGAGCUCGUGGUUUUUAAUGAGUUAUGUCACGCCGGCUGUAAUUUAUGGAUGACGCGCAAAGGACCGAAAAGGAAAAAGACAGGUUCUCUGCCCCAAGGAGCUUACAGAUCUGUACUUCUGAUGGCGCCUGUAGGAGACAUCGGGCUUUUGUUUGCGUGCUGGGAAUUAGAGGGUGGGGUGGGGUAUUAAAAGUGGCCCACAGCCAAGGGGGCCAACUUGAAUAAAAUAUUGGGGGGCGGGAGAGUAAGCCUCAUCCCACAUAAUCGAUCACAUGACUUGGCUCACCAUUUGAAUGGCAAUGCCCCCCUCAAAAUAAACUCACAACAAGAUGCAUUAGGGAAGGAGGGAGAAGCUCUGCUUCUUGAGGUGUUGUUGCAGUUUGUUUCGUUUUUUUAAUAAGAGCUGUAGGGGCUUGGGCCGAAAUCCAACAGGUACGCCCCCUGGCAUCUCUGGGAAGGCUCACCUGUUGAAUAGCGGCACGGUUUUUCCCAUUUGUUAAAAGGCCCAGAGAUUGGUGGGGGCAAAGAGUUCCAGCCAGUUCCCGGGGACUGAAGAGUUAAUCGCAUUAAGCCAUUGUUUUUAUGCUGGAAGGUAAGGUGAGGGGAGGGAGGGAGGGAGAGCGAGCUGUGGUGCCUUUGUUCAUUCUGCCUGUGUGUGAGAAGCACAGACAUCUGUGUCCUGUUGUGCAAACCUCAAGGCCAGGGAUCUGGCUGGCCCUUUCCAGGUGGCCUUCCCCCCCCCCCAUGGCAGCUAGCUUGUGAGAUUUGCCUGUCCCCCUGGCCUCGGGUCAGCUCAGCUCUGUGCUGUUGCCUUGGGUGGGUCUGAUCUUGCUUAAAUCAGAGCUUUUGUAAAUGCUGGCACUGAGUCUUUGUAAAAGGCUGAGUGAUUGUAGAAGUAAACCCUCCACGCCUAGGGGCAGUGUACCUCUGAAUAACAUUGCUGGCAGGGAGGUGAGGGCAGCCAGCAGGGGAGCACACAGCAGAGGUGUUGGGUUAGCCACUUCUGAAAGCAGAACGCUGGACUUUGAAAGAGAUUUGGGCAAGUUUGUUAAGGCUAUCUGCUGGGAAUCGCAUAUGGGGAGAUUUUCGGUUGAGCUCAGGUCUUGCUUUGGGGAUUCCUGGAAGAGGCAUCUGGUUGGGCACUGUGAUCCAGCAGAGCUCUGCAUCAGUGUUCGAAAUUCAGAUAUAUAAUCUGAUUGCCAAAUGGCACCUUAAACCUCGGUUACGGUCGCCAGAACAGAAAGUCUAGGCAGCAUUUUUAUUUUGCAAUGAAAUUUAUUAUUAAUUUCAUUUUUAUACUGCUUUAUGUCCUAAAGAAAAAAAAUCUCAGAGUGGUUUACAACACAUUAAAAUAUCAGAUUAAAAAAAUGCAGAAUAAAACAAAUUCAGGCUUCAAGGGAAAUAUUUCAGAUCCUUCUCUAAGUGACAUUUGGCUUUUCCCAUACAGUAUUUAUCUACCUGCUUAAUUUGUAGAGCUGCCCCAUAGCAGAACUACUCUAGGAAGGCAGUGUGGUGCAGUGGUUAGAGCAGGCUUCCUCAACCUCACCCCCCAGAUGUUUUUUGGCCUACAACUCCCAUGAUCCCUAGCUAGCAGGACCAGCGGUCAGGGAUGAUGGGAAUUGUAGUCUCAAAACAUCUGGAGGGCCGAAGUUGAGGAACCCUGGGUUAGAGUGUCAGGCUAGGACCUGGGAGAUCAGGGUUCAAAUCCCCACUCAGUAAGCUUGCUGGAGUCAGUUGCAGACUCUUAACCUACCUCACAGGGUCAUUGUAGGGGUAAACUGGGGGGGGGGGGAUGAUCCCAUCGCAUGGCAGAUUCUCUGCAGUAGCAUAAGUGGUGCAGGAAUUGCACUUUGCAAAUGCACAGAGGUUCCUUUCGUCUGUUUGUAACUAGAUGUUCCCAGCUUGGCACUGAAAAGAGAUGCUAGGACUCUUCAGCUUUGUAAGCCCUGGGGAGAGGCGUGCCUGUGGUGAGAUCCUUUGGGGAUUGAUUUAGAAAAAAAUAUGUCCCUGGACUACAACUAUAGCUCAGGUAGAGCAUCUUCGUUGCAUGGGGAAGAUCCAGGGUUCUGUGUUCCUAUUGGAGUCAGAACCAUGAGGACUAGAAUCUUAGUGUAUUUUUAGGGGAAGGGCUAGGUGCAGCAAGGAUCCAACUCAAUAUCAAGGAGCUUCCAGGGUUCAAAAAAACCUCCCAUUGCCACUGACCAUUGGACAUGCUGGCUGGCUGUGAGUUGGCCUCUGGCGAGUGCCAAGUUGGCAAAGGCGCCUUGAGGAUGAUCUGCAGAGUUUUACUUCAUUGCAGAAGAUGAAUCGGGUGGUGAUUUCAAAGUUGUGCCUGUCUGCCCCCUGCAGAUAUUACUGGCCUCUUCUCUGCCUUUCACUGGUGCCUUAAACCCGCCGGCUGGCACUGCCAAGAGGGCAAAGUUCUCAAGCGGUGCAGGCAGCAGGUGGUGGGUCUUGGCCAGCAAGGCUGAAUCAGCUUGGAGAAAGUUGGAAGAGAGCAAAGCCGCAGCUGGCCAGCCGCUCCUUCCUUUCCCAGGGUCCAUCUCCCCCCUUCCUUACUAGCCCGUGGGCCUCUUCCUUCCUUCCCGCCCGGCGCUGGCGAGAGCCCAAGGGAAGGCGCCAAGGGCACGCGGGGCAGGAAAUCUUUCUCCUUUUUUAAAAAACCAACAUGUUGUUAAGAUAUAUAUUUUAACGUGUGUUUUUUCCGCCCAGGACGCUGGAGGCGAAACCGUCUUUUUGGCACGGAGGCUUAAGAGAUGGCCAAGUCCGAUGCCAACUUGGCUGGAGGGGCGGGAUGGAGCGUGCAGCGGGGGGGGGGUGUUUUGUGUACAGCUCCUGCCCCUGCAGGGAGGAGGCAGUUGCUGUGACGGGUGAGAGUCCAGGCAGAGGAGAUUGCAGGGCCCAGAUGUGGCCACCUCUGGCAGGGUGGAAAACCCUGAGGCUGCUGUGUCUGGGCAGUUUCCUUCCAGGAAGGGCAGCCUUAAUCGCUUUGUGUUGGCCUGUUGGUUGUCAAAAACGGCAGUGAUCCAUGCCAUACUUUCAAAGCACAUUGCUUCCUUUCCAAAAGGAUCUUAUCCCUCAUGGAGCUACAGUUCCCAGCACCCUUAAACUACAGUUCCCAGGCUGGGAGCAAUGGAAAUUGGAAUCGAACAUCUGGGAGAGGACGCAGGCUCCCCAGCUGUGACUCCUUAAAGAACUAUUGGACUUACCAUGGCUUUGCCUUUCACGGUCAACUUCAUCACUCUCUGGAGCAGCCGCUAGCCCAUGCUGGCUGCAGAUUAUGGAGUUUGAAAGCUGCUGAACGCUAGCCCUGCUGAGCCCCAAAUAGCCAGCAUGCCCAGUGGUCAGGGAUGAUAAGAUCUGUAGCCUGAAACAUCUGGAGGACCAGUGUUCUAAACUAGCCAGGUGUGUUUGCUACUGGUGCGGGUCCAAUUGCGACUACGUGGAGAUUUCUGGGUGCCAGGUUUGGCGACCACAGUUUAGAAACUUCUGCAUAGUUAGUAUCAUUUCCCCUGUGUGUUUCUCCUUCUUGCAUACUGGGACAAGUGAAUUGCUGUAAGAGCAAGCGACAGCCAAGCGCUGCAGUUGAGAUCACAGAAUCAUAGCUUUGGAAGAGACACCAUGGGGCAUCUAGUCCAACCCCCUGGUGGAUAGACAUUCCAUUGUGGCCACUGGUAACCAGGGUUUAAGGUGCUAUAUGGCGCUUAGCUUAUAUGCCUGAGGUUGUAACACUGCGUUCACCACCCCGACCUACAGUUCCUCAUUCCGUGUUGUACUCCACUUUUAUUCAGAGCAGACCCAUUCACGACCUGGACUAACUUGGUUCCAUUAAUUUCAGCACACCUACCUUUUAAGUAAAAAGCAAUUGACUACAACACAUCAGUGCUAUGCUAUCCCGGCAAGUGGCUUUGGGUCACUGGUGCAAAAGGGACAGCAACUAAGAAAAGCGAAAUAAUAACGAUGAUAACGAUCACCUUAGCCAGAUCUUUGCUGUGUAGAAUUAAAUGCCCAGCCUUUGCAUGCCAAUAAACCCCCUCCUACAAAAAACAGAAAAAAAGCAAAAACCCUUCGAAAACCACCACCACCGGACCUGAUGUCAUCAGGCACCACUUGUCCCUGAGUGCAUCACUCAUUUUUACACUUUGCCGUCCCUUGGAUCAUGAAUUUGGGGGCGCCAGCCGCAUCUAAAACUCGUCUGCCGCCAGCUACCCCUAUUGCAGCAAGCAGCCUUUCUGAAUCUCAGUUGCUGGAAACCGCAGGAUGGGGGAGCUGCUGUGGUGCUCAGGGUCUGUUGAGGCUCCCCAUAAGCAUCUGGUGUGCCCCUGCAGAACAGCACCCUGGACCUGUCAGGAUUGGCACCCGCUGCCUUGUGACAUCAGGCAGGCGCCUUCCCUGUACCCUUUGGGGCGCUUGCUAAAAGCGAUUUUUUGUUUUGUUUUGUCAAGCCUAUCCAGACAUGUAGAAACCGCCGUGUGUUGUUAAUCUGGUUUUCGCAUAUAGCUGAUGUUGUUAUUUUUUGGGAGUGUCUAAAAACACUUGCCUUUUUUUAAAGAGGAUACUUCUGUUGUUGUCUUGCCGGCUGAUUUGAGGGCUUGUGGCAGCCCAGCGGUGCAUAAAGGUCCUGAAAUAAAUGGAUGAGGCUCAGAAGGGCCACUGGCCCUUCUUGUUGCAUUUGAUUGCACUGUUUUGACAAGGAUCAGCCAGCUGCUUCGGGAUCUUCCAGGGGGUCAAGACUUCUGGGUGGUGCCCUGGGGUGAGGAGACAGACGGAGGGUGGGUGGGCGCCCCCCCAAGACCCUGCUGCUAUCUCUGCACCUGAGGCCAAGAUAAGGUGGAUCCUUCAUUGCUGCCUCCUGCCACCCGCCUCGGGCGGCCAAACCGGUUUGUGGGUUCGUUCUCCCGAGGAGUCUUUCGGUUUCCAAAGCUUCUGUGACUCAGGGCGGAGUCCCUCUUUCCACAGCUGUCUUGGCGAGGCUUUUAAUAAACACCUUGGCUCUCUGCUGGGAAUGUGGGCUAGCCCAGCAAGCUUCCAGGGCCAGCCCUGAAAGGGGGAAGCAAUGCUCUUGUGUCGUGUGCUCAGUGGGUAGAGCAUUUGCUUUCGAUCCUGGGUUCAAUCCCCAAUGGCAUCUCCAGGUAGGGCUGGGAGUAUCACCUGUCUCCAAUGCUGGCAAACUGCUGCCAGUCAGUGUGGACAGCACUGAGCUAGAUGGGUCAGUUUUCUGACUCUGUAUAAGGGAGCUUUCUGCGUUCCCAUUUAAACUAUUUUGAGCUGUGAGGACUGGAAUCUUUCUUGAGCUUUCGCGCCGCAAACUUGCCCAUGGAGGAAGCUGCCUUCUACCACUCGCCUAGCUCAAUAUUGUCCACACGGGCUGGCAGCAGUUCUUCCAGAUUUCAGGCAGGGAGAAAUUCCCCAUCCUACCUGGUUAUGCCACUGGAUAUUAUCUCCAGAUAAUUUACAAGUAAGCCUGCUGACUUCAGUGGGUCUUACUCACAACUUUUCUUUCUUUGUUUUGUAUCACAAAAUCCUCAAUAAAAACCUGUUUUUUAAAAAAACAAAAACACUAAGCACAUGCAGGUUUGCAACCUAAGUUGUGACAUCCAGACUCCCCCGUUCAAAUCUCCCCUCUUUGAUGGGCUCGCUUGAUUAGCCUUUGGCCUCAGUGUUUCUCCCACCACCAUCUGCAAUAUGGGUAUAAUGUAACUGAUUUACCUUGGGGCUGUUGUAAAGAUGUCAGCCGGAUUAACAUGUGUGCAGCAGUUCCAAGGCUCAUAAACGCUGUAAAAAAAGUGGAUUUUAUUUUAUUUUUUAGCAAAUGGCCAGGCUGAAGUUUGUUCUUUCUUUUGGGCUGGGGGGUGGGUAGGGGAGCAUCUGCCUUGCAGCUAUAAGAGAGAGUUGCAUAAAGGUUUAUUUAAAUGCAUUUGGUCAACUUAAGAAAAUAAUAACACUUAGGUAAAGUGGCAAUGAUUUAGGUUAAGAGCCAGCCCCAAAUAAUUACCGGAGGGAGGGCGUUUCAGCAGUCUCCCACUUUGAGGAAGUUGUUUGUAUGCAUUGUUUUUAUUCUAUUCUUUAAAAAUCCACCUCAAAGAUAUACAGGAAGAGCUUAACAAAAGCUCCCUUUGAGUAGCGUAUGAAAGAAAUACAUGGAAUCCAUAGAAAAGCAUGCAUUACUUUGUCAGCGAUUGAAUCAAUGGGUUUCCAUUUUUUAAAAGUCCGUUUUCUCCCCUUUUUUCAUCUGAAUAGAAUUGGCUGAUUCCUUGUCAUAGCCAUAUUGUUGUAAAUUGUACUUUUCCAGCCUAGGAUGUUGACGCUAUUGGGGGGGGGGGGAGUUACGAAGGGAUUCCUAUCUUGCAAGGCUGUUUUGUGAGGAUUUCUUGUAACUUUUGUUUUAUUAGCGGGGAGGCGAUGGAACUGUAUGACACUUUUAUUUCAUGGGGGUGCUGGGGCAAUUGAAAUGGCAUCGAUUUCCAAACAGUGUCUGCUCUCCCCCCUGCCCACAAGCCUUCUACAAAGGGGUUAGGAGAUAGUUUGUAAGAAUUUCCUAGACGUUUCUCGCAACGUUAAUUUUAUUGGAGGAUGGAGACGAAACGGACCGGCUUCAAAAUUGUGUCUGCCUGUUCCACCGCCACCAACCUUGUCUGAAAGUGCCUACUUUACAGGGUUGUUUGUAAGGAUUUAUUAGAGGAACUUUAUGCAGGCGUUAGAGUGGAAGCACUAAUGUUGUUGUCAUUCCCUCCUCCUGAUACAGGUUUCAGUGGGAUAGCUAUGCCGUCAAGGUGAGGCUAAACGACUACCUGGACAUCAUCUGCCCGCACUACGAGGACAGCAGUGUGGCUCCUCACUCGAUGGAACGCUACACCCUAUACCUGGUGGAACAGGAGGAGUACGAGACCUGCAAACCGCGCUCGAAGGAGCAGAUCCGGUGGGAGUGCAACAAGCCCGAUGCCCUGCACGGCCCUGAGCGGUUUUCAGAAAAAUUCCAGCGCUACACUCCCUUCACGCUGGGCAAAGAGUUCCGGGAGGGCCACGAAUACUAUUAUAUCUGUAAGUGUCCGUGGCAGAGAAACCACACACACACACCCUUACCAGCUGUCAUUUAUUUUUCCGUUUUAGCGCUCCUAAGAUUUCUUAACUUGUGUCAUUCUGAGACGGUGGAGGGUCACUUAUUUAAGCCCAUUUUACAGAUGGGGAAAAAGGAGGCUGGGAACGAGAGGGCUACACGGUGGUUUUUAUUUCUAACAGGCCCUGGUUAUAGGACUUUAAGGGCCGACCUAUAGGAGAGAUCUGUCACGGGUUUUUCCUAACAUUUGUGGUUUUGGUUAAGAACAUCCACUGGGGUAGGAAGGUUUGUAUUAGGGGGCAUUUAACCCUCUUUUAAAUCCAUCUCAGCCAGAGGCCAAGGCUGAAUUUUUCAGCAGUGCAGGGAUUUGGGUCGGGUUUGUGAGUUGAGGACCCCCAGAUCUCUUGUUUUGGGCCGGGUAAUGAAUUUGAGGGAAAUAGAUCAGGAUUAUUGAGUAGGAUAUACAUUUUGCGGAUUGAACUAAACUAAAAUGACUUCUCUAUAGGAAAUUUGGGGGCGGUUAAUGGGGCUAAUCAAACUUUGAUAGGAACAGGAUUUGUUGAUGAAUUAAUUUGGGCGGAGGGUAACGAAUGAAAGAGGAGCUGAUUUGGGGUGAUCUGUGGUGGGGUGUAGUUUAAUUGAAGAAUUGAAGAUAAGUUAUGUGUUGUAUAAUUUUAGCCUCCACCCACCCACCCAAAAUAGAUGCACCAGUAAAUAAAAAUUAACAAAAGCUUCUCUAGUCCGUGUCAAGUUACCAGGUCUCAGAUUUAUAUAGACUAGAUGUCCCCCAAUACCUACACAAAACCUCCUGUCUGUUUCAACUCUCGCCAAUAAAAAUCUCUUUCUCAAUUCUUCCCUAUUAGCAAAACCUAUCCAUCACCACGGAGAAUCUUGCCUUAAAUUGAAAGUCAUAGUGGCUGCAAAGAAUGGUGAGUUUUCUAGUGCCUGACACUGUCUGUCUGUCUGUCUGUCUGUCUGUCUGUCUGUCUGUCUCUCGUUAAACCCAUGCCAUUGUCCUGAUCAAACUCCCCCCCCCCCCCCCGCUAUCUGCCAAGUUCUGUAACAGCCUUUUGCAACCUGGUGCCCAUCAGCCCUAGCCAGCAUGGCCAGUGGGCAGGGAUGACAGCGAAAUUGGGGGGGGGGCACCAGCUUGGGGGAAGGCUGCCUUGGGGAAAUAAAACAGAUCUGAUAUGAGUCCCUGUCUCCCCUCCACUUCCUAUUCCAUAAGGUGAGAUACUUGGCAGUUUGGUGGGGAGCGAUAUAAAUUGGGAUAACCGUAUGUGAGAGAGAGGAGAGGAAAAGGUUUAUACUCUCCUCCUACCUGAAGCUAAUACUCUGGUCUAAUCUCAGCCCCCACUUUUUUAUGUGACUGCUCUUGAGCCUAGUAAUAAUACCUGACACACGUCAGUAUUUAAAACUGUUUGCCUGUAUCCUCUCCACCAGGCCUCCUCAACUUCGGCCCUCCAGAUGUUUUGAGACUACAAUUCCCAUCAUCCCUGACCACUGGUCCUGCUAGCUAGGGAUCAUGGGAGUUGUAGGCCAGAAACAUCUGAAGGGCUGAGGUUGAGGAAGCCUGCUCUCCUUGCAAGGGGUAUUGCCCCCUAGUUGCAUAUAGUAUUGCCCCACAUCAAGAGAACAGGGGCUGCAGGCUGAGAUUUAAGCUGGGGUUGAGAAUUAUGGGCUCAGUAUUUAGGUUGGCUGUGUUCUGGGGGUCCGGCCUUCACUGUGUGUCUCUGUUCGCUUUUAGGUCAGAUGCCCCCCAGCCGCAGCCCCACCCUGAAGGGGAGACCUCAGUCAGGUAGGUCCAGGGGAGAGAGUUUGUUCUGUAGGGGUGGGGGAUGUGGAGGUGCCGCAAAGAGGGGUGGCACAAUCAGCCAUUUGCAGGGGACCCAUUGACAAGAGACCCCUCUGAACCUGCAUCUCCUCCUUCCUCACUCUUGCCACCUAAUAAUAAUAAUAAUUUAUUAUUUAUACCCCGCCCAUCUGGCUGGGUUUCUUCCAGCCACUCUGGGCGGCUUCCAACGGAAUAUUAAAAUACAAUAUCCUAUUAAACAUUAAUAAUCAACAUGCUUUUCCACCCCCCUCGCACUCAGGCCCAGGCAACAGGGGCGGUGAGAAUGAGGCCACACACCCCAACACGCAUUUAUACCAUUACGGUACUACUUUAAACAGUCGUGGAUUCCCCUCAAAGACUUCUGGGAGCUGUAGUUUGUUAUAGGUGCUGAGACACACACACACACACACACACACACACACACACACACACACCCAUUCCCCUCCCGGAGCUACAAUUCCCAGAGUGGUUUAACAAUUAGUUCCUCUUCCCUGGGAACUGCAGUUCUGAAUUUCGGGGUAGGGGUGUCUCAUAUCAGCUCUCAGCUCCCUCAGCAAAUAAGAUUUCCCAGAAUACAUUGGGGGGAACCGUGACUUUUUAAAGUGCCGUCGUAGUGCUUUAAACGUAUGGUGGUGCGGGUAUGGCGGGGAAGAGAAAGGAGCUGGCAGAAAUGGUGGUGAGGAAGAAGACUCAAGGAGGGAAAAUGGAGGGCGCCAGACCUCCAAAAGGACGGAAGUGAGUGGGUUUAGGAAGUGGUUCAGGAGGAGAGGAUUUGAAUUUGGGUUGAAUUUUGCGUGCCACAUAAUUAUUUUAUUUUUUAAAAGCGUUUAUUAAUUUUCCAAUGCUGUAUUAUUUUUAACACUUGAUUGGAAGCCGCCCAGAGUGGCUGGGGAAACUCAGCCAGAUGGGUGGGGUAUAAAUAAUAAAUUAUUAUUAUUAUUAUUCCAAUAAGAACAUCCAAUUAACAUAUAAAAUCCAAUAAAAAUAAAAAACUACAAUAAAAAAGUCCAAUUGUAAUCUUGGACUUCCAAAUUGUAAUCUUAAUUUUUUUGACUUCCCACGGUCUGAAUUCCAAAGCAUUUCCCACCUCAUAGUCCUGCCUCUCAUCAUCCCACAUAUUCUCGUCCUAUGUGCCCAACUUUGCUGUUUACCAGACCCUUUUCUCACCUGCUUGUCUCUCUUUCCCCCGGCAGACGACCCUGAUGCAACGAUGCUUCGCAGCGUGGGGCACAAUUCGGCCCCCCGUCUCUGCAGCCCCUUCACCUUCGUCCUCCUCCUGCUGCCACUGCUGAUGCCACAGGGGCCCUGAUGGCACCCAGUUCCCCAGCUUGAAGCCAUCAGCAAAGGGGGCAGCACCUGUUCUGUUGCUGCCACCCCCCUGCAACACAGUGUGGUGUGGGGGAUGCGAGUCUCCAUGUGCCCGCAAUGCCUCCGUGUGAUGCGGUGGUGCACCAGUCGGUUUUAGCAGGCUGAGCGCCGGGAUCAAAUCGCCGGCAACCCUAUGAGGGAUGUGGCUGGUGGGGUCUGGGACUGGUGAGGGGUCUUGUGGACAGAUAUAUGCCUCCAGCAGACAGACAUGGACCAGAUGGGGACUCUCUUUGGCUCCCCGGCGGCAAACAAGGCUUGGAUGGAUCCGGCCCUGCCACAAAGGUCGUGGCGCUGAGUUUCCUGCGGGCAGGAAUGACACCUUGUAUCACGCCCUGUUGGUGGUGCUUAUGGAUUUUUGGGCACACCAUGAAACUGGAAAAACACAGUUACCUUGGGACGAUGUACAGUCAAAAAAAAUUGUGACUAUCAAACAGGCAGGCCCUGGAAUUUUUGGAGUGGGGAGGGAUCCUCCGUUUUGUGUGCCCCGCUUUGACGACGACUCUUCCCCCUGCCUGCGCCGAGUUCAGAAGACCGCUGCCUUGUACCUAAAAGGUUCAAACUGGAGACCAGUCGUGUUGAGGAUGUGUUGCCCUGUUAGAUCAGACUGAGGGGUUCACCUGGUCCAGCAUCCUGCUUCUGGCAGUGGUCAGCCAUUUAUCUCCAGGAAGCACUACCAGUCCUCCCCGUGCCGCUUACCCAUGGCCACCAUCAGCUUCUGGUAUACUGCCUCUGCCCAGGGAGGUUCCAUUUUCAAAUCUGGCAGGAUGGCGGACAUUUUGUGUCUUGUGUACGCAAACCUGUUGAGGACAGCAAAGGGCAAUGCCCCUGUUUGGCACACGGCGAUAUUCAAUCACAAGGACAGAGAAAUGAACAGACUGCGAAAAAAAUAUAUUUCUGUGUGCGGAGGGGAAGGGGAGAUAAUGUUGUAGAGCUUUUUACCUCUGUAAAAUAUAUAUAUAUCUAUUUUUAUACUGAAUAAAUAACUCCAGAAGAAA
This is a messenger RNA of Podarcis lilfordi (Lilford's wall lizard), 12683 nucleotides long. The record is from the annotation of a GenBank genome assembly. NCBI's taxonomy places the organism in Eukaryota, Metazoa, Chordata, Lepidosauria, Squamata, Lacertidae.